GUACGUGGCCGACAUAAUUAAGAUUCUUUAUGCGUAGCGUGCGAAGUACUAACUAGGAAUAGAACAACGCCACACAUCGUACGAUCGACGGAUUGCUCCUAUGCCCGACUAAAGCUGGAAGCGGCUUGAAAGAGUGAACACACAAAGACUCGUUCGUCUGGGGACCGUAUUCGCAAAAAAAUGAUAAAAGCGACAAACCCGCGUGCAACCGUCAGCGAUCUUUGUGACAAUUAAAUACGCACGAUCAGUCGAUCAGUCGAUGCUUUGUGUUGCGCAUCGUAGGAUGUCCGUCCCAGCAGUGAACAAAGUGUGAUCGGUGCAAGCGUUUUGUUGUUGCGAAUAAGAAGAGGAGGGACUCGGUGAUCCAUCGCGCCCAGUUCAUCAAGUGUAAGGCUGGGAAAUUGACAAACAGUGGACAAGUGUUGCAGAAAUCAUAAUAAUGUAAAGUGGUGUAAAGCAAGAGAGAACCGAGUGAGCGAGAGUGUGUGUGUGUGUGUGAAGAGAGAAAUUACAUUCAGUUGACGGGUACCACCCGGGUUUCCAAUACAAUUAAAAGCAACAUGCUACCCACCACAGUUCCAGCGCGGAAAGUUGCAUUUGCCGUACGACUUUGACGUGUGUGUUGUGCAAGUGCAUCCGAACCGAAUCGACGUACAAGGAAACAAAACCGGGAUUGUGUGCCAGUGUGCAAGAAAGAAGUCUAUCGCACCCAACAGUUUGUUGUUGUGGCGCGAAACCGAAGAAGAGGGCGACCAUCUAUCGACACGACGUUUCGAGUGGUGCGCCAGUUGAAGUUGAUACCCCAGACCGUUGCAGCCAGGGCUGUACGUUGGAGAAGCCCAGCCCAUUCCAUUGCUUUGUGGAGCUUCGUACAUGACCAAAUCGCCCGGUGGACCGGUUUGCAGCUUUCCAAGGAAUCGAUACGUUUAAAGCUGGUGCAGAAGUAUUCUGGGCUGGGCUGGAGAUCGGUUUUAAGUACGUACCGGUGCCUCCGAUAGUAUCUUGGCGUUUUUUUUUUGCGGGGGAGACAGUGAAAGUGAAUGUUCUUAGUACCGAAUAGUUUCUUGACGUGGUUGAAAUCUACAACGACUAACAUCAUGUCCAACGCGACUGGAUUUUUUGACGAAAUCGAGGAAAAUCUACAGUAUGUGGGUGGUACGGCCGGAGUUGUUACGCUGACAGCAGCAGUCGCCGCCACAGCCUACUACUACUCGACCAGACCCGUACCGGAGAAACCAUUAGUGCCUCUAGAUAACCAAUGUCCAAUAGAAGCGGGCCCGGAACAGACACACGUUUCAAAGUUCUACAAGGAGGCGAAGGAUGGCAAAUUUGUCAGCUGUCUCGAGGAAGACAUCCGAACACUGUACCAAUCGUUCCGCAAGGGUGCCUACGUAUCAAACAAUGGACCUUGUCUGGGAUGGCGAGAAAACCUGCAGUCACCAUAUCAGUGGAUGAACUUCAAUGAAACGCUACUGCGCGCAAAGAACUUCGGUUCCGGACUGAUCUCGCUAGGAUUACGACCUGGGCCGAACACGUUCAUCGGCAUCUACUCACAGAACCGUCCGGAGUGGAUCCUGUUUGAGCAGGGAUGCUACUGUUACUCGCUCGUUGUGGUACCAUUGUACGAUACGCUCGGUCCAGAUGCGUGCGCUUUUAUCGUCGAUCAAACCGAGAUGCAGGUGGUCGUCGUGGAGGAUGAUAAGAAGGUGAAUCUGUUGCUGGACAAAGCACCGAGAUCACUUCGAAAAAUCGUUGCCAUCAAAGAAGUCCGACCGGCAACACUGCAGCGGGCGAAGAAUGUCGGCAUCGAUGUACACACGUUCGAUGAGGUGGAGAAGCUGGGUGCAAUUACCGAUAAUCCCGAGCUAGAGCCCAAACCGGAAGAUCUCUGUACGGUUUGCUACACCUCAGGCACGACCGGCAACCCGAAGGGUGUGAUGCUAACACACGCAAACGUACUAGCCGGUGUAGCGGGUGUACUGUUACAGCUCGGCACACAUCGACCGCGUGUCGGCGACAUUAUGGUUUCGUUCCUACCCUUAGCUCACAUGCUGGAACGUUGCUGUGAGAACGGUGUCUACUAUAUGGGCGGUGCCGUUGGAUUCUUCUCCGGUGACAUCAAGGAACUAACGAACGACAUGAAAGCGCUAAAACCGACCCUAAUGCCAGCCGUCCCACGUCUACUAAACCGUGUGUACGACAAGGUGUUCGCCGAGGUGCAACGUUCCUCCGUCAAGAAGGUGCUGCUAAACAUGGCGCUCAGCUCGAAGGAGGCCGAAAUAAAGCGUGGUAUCGUGCGGCGGAACAGCAUCUGGGAUAAGCUGGUGUUCCGGAAAAUACAGGAAGGUUUCGGUGGCCGACUACGCCUAAUGGUGGUAGGUUCAGCUCCACUGUCCGAGGCAGUACUGUCAUUUUCCCGUGCCGCUCUUGGUUGUCUGAUCUGUGAGGGAUAUGGUCAGACGGAAUGUACCGCACCGAUUACGCUGACAGUGCAGGGUGAUUUUGUGCCGGGACACGUUGGACCACCGGUGGCCUGCAACGGCAUAAAGCUGGUGGACGUACCGGAGAUGGAGUACUACGCGUCACAACAGCAGGGUGAAAUCUGCGUUAAAGGAGCGAAUGUUUUCAUUGGGUACCUUAAAGAUCCACAACGUACUGCGGAAACGAUCGAUAAGGAUGGUUGGCAUCAUACGGGCGACAUUGGACAGUGGUUGCCGAACGGUACACUGAAGGUGAUCGAUCGCAAGAAGCACAUCUUCAAGCUUAGCCAGGGAGAGUACAUCGUGCCGGAAAAGAUAGAAAAUGCCUACAUUCGCAGCCAGUACGUGGAGCAGGUGUUUGUGCAUGGUGAAAGCUUAAAGAGCUGUAUAGUAGCGAUUGUGGUCCCGGACGUAGAGGUCAUCAAGAGCUGGGCCCAGGAGAACAACAUUCCCGGCACGCUGAGCGUACUGUGCAACAAUCCGGACGUCAAGCAGCUCAUCCUGAAUGAUAUGAUCCUGUGGGGCAAAGAGUUUGGACUGAAAUCUUUCGAACAGGUCAAAGAUAUAUAUCUACAUCCGGAUCCAUUCUCGGUACAGAACGGUUUACUAACGCCGACCUACAAAUCCCGACGGCCACAGAUUCGAAGCUAUUUCGCACCCCAGCUGGAUGAUAUGUACAAACAUCUUGACUGAACACCCGCGGAUGGUGAAUCGAUAACUGUUCGCAUGGGGAAGCAAUCGCUGGUGGUCAGCUAAAGUGUUUCGGUUUCCUUCCAGUUUCGGGUAGGGUGUGGGAAACCGAAAAGGGAAGAAGAAAAAAAAUACAAACGCGGAGUGCGCAUCGCACCGUUUUCCUCUUGUUCCUUUUACUCCCGACUGCGCCCUCUAGCGGUGGGUGCUAGUAUUGCAUGUUUUUUACUCACACCCGUUCGGAAGUAGGAAAAAAAACGAAAAAAAGUGUAAAGGAAGAUGGGGUGGAAAUGCGUACGAAAAUUGUAGGGAACGAUUAAUUAAAUAGUAAUUGAUAAAAACAAACUAAACAAAACAAAAGAAUACAAAUACGAAACCCAAGCCCGGUACUAAUGUUAUUCAUUUCUGUUUGUAUUUGCUGCUAUUUAUUGAAAUUCGCCACGCAAAUUGUAUAAAAAAAAAUUAUCAGACUGCUUUAGAGUGUGUACCGCUGUUAGAGGUGCAUAAUGGAGAUAGACAGGGUGGCUUAAUGGCUGGCUGGCUGUAAUAUAGGCAACAAUCUCUUUCUGCACCUAAAAGCAAGCACGCUCUCUAGCGGGCGCAAUGCACACCGUUGUUUUGCUAGUUUGCGGAAGCAGCUUAUCCUACGUAAGAUGCACCGAAAUCGUCAUCACCACAAUUCAUCCAUUACUAAAAAACCACAACCACUAAGUGAUCGCUAAACGCUUACAUAGAACAGAAACAGAUCAAAGCCCCUAGCCUCCUAGUGAAGGAGUGAAGGAAGCAGAAAGUGUAUGAAGGAAGGCAUAAUAUAGCAGCAAAGAUAUUUAUUGUUACUGAAGUUAAUCUGAUGCAAUUUCGUCAAUUCUUCGGUGCGGAAGAUAAGAAUAAGGAAGGUGGCAGCGCACCAGGUGAAGUACUCUUCUUUAGUUAGUAGAGCUAGUUAACACGAUUGCAUUCGGUUUGGUUUUUGUCUCUUUAAUUGAAACGAAAAAUUAAAUUCCAUUAUCAACACUAUUGAUAACUUAUCGACCAACAAACACACCCACACAUAAACCCCAUUAAACGAUAAGCAAGUGAUGUGCUGGCAGGAGGAAAACGAAAGAAAAACCAAUGAUGAUAUAAGGAGGCAAGCAAACCCAUCCCAGUUUGAUGAAACUCUAGUCACGGUUUAGUUUCAUGUUAACGUUUGAUUUAGGUCUUGUUUAUGCUCUACUUGAUGUAGGUGUGUUUCCUUUAUUUUGUUACAAAGAAAGGCAAGAAAAACCAGAGCAUGUGAAUGUGUUUCAUUAGUGAAGAUAAUGAAAGGGGUGAUAUUGUUUUCGGUUCUAUAAUUAAUUUAUUUCUUUCCUAUGCGAAUAAAAACGGUUUUGGUAAAGCGACAAUAUAUCUACGUAUACCGAUUAGAGGGCUCUAAGAAUCUUUUAUCCUUUUGUUUGUCCUUGAAGAGAUUUUUUUCUUCUUUUCUUUCAAAUCAAAACAAUGGGAAGGAUCCUCAUCUAUCGGUUGUUUAGGAAGAGUGUGAGUGUUUGCUUGUGUGGGACUAAACUAAGUAGCGAGUCAGGGAUAGAGCAAUUAGUCGGUGAAAAAAGGGUGAAAGUGGCAUGUAAAAUGCUACAAAAUAAAUCGGCAUGAAUUUUACCAUUUAAACACACACAUUAGAAACACACAGCUAGGUAUGCGAAUGAAUGAAAAGCCUUCCGGCUUGGUAGUAGAAAUUGGUAUAGGAACGGGGUUCGUAAACUAUAAACAAAUUAAACAAUGUUAAACGUUUCCCUUUAAACAGUAACUGUUUGGAACUGGAACAAAGUGUGAGAGAAAGCAGGAAGGAAAUGACGUUAAACGAAAAAAAUGCAAAUUAAAGAAGAAGAAAAAACGAUAAUAGUAUCAUGUUGCAUUCGCGUUGGAUUCUUAGUAGAAGGUGUGAAGCAAUUAAUAUAGUGAGAGCAUGUUAGAAAUUGGUAUGCUAGAGUGAAAGAAUGGAGUUACGCAGAACGUGGAUGCGGGUUUGGAACUAAACAAAAACACAAGUAGUAGUUGAACUAAUCAAACGUAAGGAAGAAAAGGGAAAUUAAGGAGCAUACAAACACAGGCCACACACUGAAAGGAAAAUUACAACACGCAAAAUCAUACGGUAUGAGUCAAAAGGACAGACAAAUACAACAGCAAAACUCACACACACACUAUUGAGAGAACCGUACAGCAAAAUAACUACACAAAGAAACUUUUUACUACUGGGCGCCUAUAACUUAGAUCAAAACUACAAUAAAAAUUAUUUAGUUAGUUGAAAAGUAACAA
This is a messenger RNA of Anopheles funestus (African malaria mosquito), 5468 nucleotides long. RefSeq names its product long-chain-fatty-acid--CoA ligase 6. The transcript has 9 exons. Lineage: Eukaryota; Metazoa; Arthropoda; Insecta; Diptera; Culicidae. Gene Ontology annotation, molecular function: long-chain fatty acid-CoA ligase activity. Gene Ontology annotation, biological process: long-chain fatty acid metabolic process. The coding region runs from base 1041 to 3173 and encodes 710 amino acids. The record is from RefSeq and is a predicted model, not a curated record. Gene Ontology annotation, cellular component: membrane; endoplasmic reticulum.